GAGGGAACCGGCGGACGCCGCGGCGGGGAGCGAAGCGCAGGCAGCAUGUUCCGAGUGGCGGCGCCCGGGCGGCUCCGGCGGGCGGCCUCAUUGCUACGAUUUCAGAGUACCUUGGUAAUAGCUGAGCAUGCAAAUGAUGCCUUAGCACCCAUUACCUUAAAUACCAUCACUGCAGCCAAGCGUCUUGGAGGCGACGUGUCUUGCUUAGUAGCUGGAACCAAAUGUGACAAGGUGGCACAAGAUCUCUGCAAAGUAGCAGGUGUAGCGAAAGUUCUGGUAGCCCAGCAUGAUGCAUACAAAGGCCUCCUUCCAGAGGAGCUGACACCACUGAUCUUGGCAACUCAGAAGCAGUUCAAUUACACACACAUCUGUGCUGGAGCAUCUGCCUUUGGAAAGAAUCUUUUGCCCCGACUAGCAGCCAAACUCGAUGUUGCCCCAAUUUCUGACAUCAUUGAGAUCAAGUCACCUGACACUUUUGUGAGAACUAUCUAUGCAGGAAAUGCUGUCUGUACAGUGAAGUGUGAUGAAAAGGUGAAAGUGUUUUCUGUUCGAGGAACAUCUUUUGAAGCUGCAGCAACAAGUGGAGGUAGUGCCAGUUCAGAAAAGGCAUCAAGUACUUCUCCUGCUGGGAUAUCAGAAUGGCUUGAUCAGAAAUUAACAAAAAGUGAUCGCCCAGAGCUUACAGGUGCCAAAGUGGUGGUGUCUGGUGGUCGGGGGUUGAAGAGUGGAGAGAACUUUAAGCUGUUAUAUGACCUGGCAGACCAACUACAUGCUGCAGUUGGUGCUUCUCGGGCUGCAGUUGAUGCUGGCUUUGUUCCCAAUGAUAUGCAAGUUGGACAGACAGGAAAAAUAGUAGCACCAGAACUUUACAUUGCUGUCGGAAUAUCGGGGGCCAUCCAACAUUUAGCUGGGAUGAAGGACAGCAAGACAAUUGUGGCCAUUAACAAAGACCCAGAAGCGCCAAUUUUUCAAGUGGCAGAUUAUGGGAUAGUUGCAGACUUAUUUAAGGUAGUUCCUGAAAUGACCGAAAUCUUGAAGAAGAAGUGAUUUGGAAAUAAGGAAAUCAUGUCAAAGUAUUCAGAAAUCCUAGGAAUCCAUGGAUAUUAUAAUAAUCAUUGGAAAGCAUAAACAGCUGCAUUUCAUAAUUUGACAGAAAGUACUGGCAAACUUAACAUAUGCCAGAGUGCUUUUUUUAUGGGGCCUAUUAUUAUGCAUCAUUUUAAUUAUUUGUGGUUCCAGACAAUUAUUUUUUGAAAUUUUCUAAUUCUGUAAUGAAAUAUAUAAUAAAAACCUUUCUAUAGCUUUAAA
Molecule: messenger RNA, 1308 nt
Organism: Suncus etruscus (white-toothed pygmy shrew)
Lineage: Eukaryota; Metazoa; Chordata; Mammalia; Eulipotyphla; Soricidae
Gene: ETFA
Product: electron transfer flavoprotein subunit alpha
Exons: 12
Coding region: 46-1047 (333 amino acids)
Cellular component (GO): mitochondrion
Molecular function (GO): flavin adenine dinucleotide binding; electron transfer activity
Source: RefSeq, a predicted model, not a curated record